UGAAAUUGUACCAGAAGAGAGAGAGAGUGAAAUAUAAUGGCAAGGGAGGAAAUUAGAGGAAGCCUUAAAAAGGAGGGGGUGGGGGCGAUUGAUCUAAUUAUCUUAAAUAAAAUGAUGCUAAAAUGUGAUGCUUAGCAUCAAAUCAUCAAAGGGAAAUUUUGAAUUACAUGGAGUAAGAAUUAUCUCCACUUGACAUUUCCCUAAAGGAACAAAUCUCUAUUGGUUGAUCAGCAACCAAUAACUCGCUAUUGAUCAAUGACCUGCACCUGGAUGGACGGCGAGCGAUCUAAUCAGAUGGGAACGAGUGAAACCACGAAGCAUGUCAGCCGACCACGGCUUUCGUGCCGAUUAUAAAUUUCCAAAAAAACAUCCUCAUUUGAAAAUAUGGCCGUUAGCCAGUUUGACCAGCCCUGCUUUCCCCUUCGCAGUAGCAGAGAGGAGAGAAAUCCUCGCAGGAGGACGUAGCCAUGGGAAGACUCAGAGCCAAAUGCGACUACGAAAGCCUCCGAGAUGCCCGAAUCUUGGAGAACAAGGCUCGACUGGAAUCUCUCGGCCUAAACCAAAGUGCCAGAGAGCUUCAAACAAUCAUUUCUCAUUCCAUCAAGAGCAAUACUCCAUUAAAAAGGACUCGAAAAGCCCAAAAUCGUGAGGCCACUCCCCUUCGUCGCUCAGACCGUCUGAAGGGAAAAUCUGGAACCCCAAAUGUCUCAUCUCCCAAAGCUUCAGCCGGCGGGGAAGGAGCCGUUUCGAACCCAGUUCGAAGGAGACUCUUUACGAGUCGCUGCGGAAGUAAAGGGAGGGGAAGUAUUCAUGACCCCGUUAUGGGGAUCUGUUGCCAUUUCUGCAGGCAGAAGAAGUUAUGUGGAGAAGAGGAUUGCAAGAGAUGUGGGGAUGGAGAUAUAAAUCAGCCAUGCAUAGGCAAGACAGAAUGCUCAGUUUGCCAUUCUUCCAAUGGAGUCCUAUGUCGUGCUUGUCUCAAAGUUAGAUAUGGUGAAGAAAUGGAGGAAGUUAGGAUGAAGAAGGAUUGGAUGUGUCCUCACUGCAUUGAAGAGAAAGGAAUCAAUCCAUAUUGGAUUUGUAACAGCUCCCUCUGUUUGAAGAAGCGAAAGAUGGUGCCCACCGGAAUUGCUAUUUACCGAGCUCGCGAGCUGGGAUACAAAUCUGUGGCACAUCUUCUCAUGGACAAGCUGAAACACGAAGGCUGUUUGAAGAUGAAUGAUGAUGAUUUUAACAGACAAUGAUAUCCAUAUGUAGCGUCCAAUUAAUAUGAAUGGCAGGAAAUUGUCCACAAAACAUGACAGAAAAAAGAAGAAAAUUUAGGUACUUAGGUAUUAUCAAAGUUUCAUUUUGGAGCAAAUUUUGUGCAUAUGAUGGAUGAUAAAUUGUUGACUGCAAUGAUAAGCUAUAGCUACUGAUUGCUUAUAAGUGACU
Messenger RNA from Elaeis guineensis (African oil palm), 1431 nucleotides. RefSeq lists its product as uncharacterized. The record is from RefSeq and is a predicted model, not a curated record. Gene Ontology annotation, biological process: regulation of DNA-templated transcription. Gene Ontology annotation, cellular component: nucleus. Lineage: Eukaryota; Viridiplantae; Streptophyta; Magnoliopsida; Arecales; Arecaceae.